UUUAAACAAAGAUGGCUGUUUGCUAGCUGUUGUACGUGAAGGAAAUUAAGUGCACGUUUGAAAGCAAAUAUUUCAAAUUUAAUAGUACAAGGGUACAUUUGAAACCAAGGUGCUUAGACAGUUUAACCAAAUUAUUUCUUUUUACUACGCAUCUUUUAGUAUUUAUUCAGCACAUCUUAUAUUUCUUUCAGAGGAUGCGUCGCAAGAGUGAACGCACGGCCACUAAAAAAACUAAGGCUUCGCCUGAGAAGAAAAUCGAAAAAGUAAAAAGAACUAGAACUAGACGCCGAAAGCAGUCUGCUUCAUCUGACAAUGAAUCUGCAGAUGAAGUGACACCAGUGCAAGAAAAGGAAAUUGUUGCUGAUCCAGAGCAGAAAGCACCUCAAACACCCGGCAAAGAGGCUAGUCCUGAGGAUGCCCCAGAUCAAGUUUGGCAUGUAAAAACAACUGAAGGCGGUGAUGUUGGAGAGAUACAAAAAUUGAAGAUUUGUUUAACACGUCCACCAUCAACGCCGGAAAGAGUUGAUAGAUCUCCUCGCAGUAAAAGAAAACACUCACGUGCCACUAGUUCUAGUGAUACUCCUAGUAGUGAGGGUGUGGAAGAGAAAAAGAAAUCGAAACAUCGAUCUAAAAGAUCCACACGUGACUCCAAAGAUGAUUCCGAAAAAAAUCACGACAGUCAAGAGGAACCAGAUGUGGAAGCGGAAACUUCGCAAGAUAAAUCUAGUAAUGAAAUAUCUCAAAGCACCAUACCUACUGAAGAAUCUAUUUCAGAUAACACUCCUAUGUCAACAACAAAUGAAGAAGUAAAAAUAGAAGAAAGCUGUUCUAAUGAAACCGAAAACCAAGCAAGCAAACCAACCAAUUCAGUAGAUGAUUCUCUUGAAAAUCGUAAGUCUUCAGAUGCUGAUACAACUGUUGCUUCACCCAAAGUUGAAACAACAGCUGUAUCAUCAGAUGUAGAUACUAAUGAAAACAGAGAAUCAGUUGAAUCAACUAAAGUUGAAACUCCUAAAGAAUCUUCUGAAGAUAAAUCUGAAGUAUUGGAAUUGCAUGCAGAGGAAAAUAAAUGUGAAUCAAUAGAUACAGAAGUGGAUAAGUCUCAAAAAGAUGACCAAGGUGAAAAAGGUACUCAAGACAGUGACCAGGACAUGUCUACAAAUGAUAAGGUAAGUAAAAAUGAAGAUGAAACUGACAAUGUCUCUUCUAAGGCAACAAAGUCACCAAAUGAACAUAAAAAAUCUACUGAUGAAACUGAUGUUGUAGAAAAUAGUGAACAUAAAAUAGAGGAUAGUCAAAAUUCUGUCAUAUCUACAAAGGAGAAGGAGGAACCAAAUGAAAAACACUUAGAAAGGACUGAUUCUACCCAAUCUGCACCAGAGGACACAAUUGCUGCUCCUAUUGUGAUAAGCAGGAAAAGAAGGUGGGGUUCCAGGCCCAAUAAAUCAAUCUCUUCAAAAUCUUUAACAAUUUCCACUGAUGUCCUAAAAGAAAUAAUACCUGAUGUAAAGCCGACAGAGUUUGAUGAAGUUAUUGAAGACAAGAAGAAUAAACGUGAAGUUAUCGAAAAGCUGGAAAGGCCUGUACUGCCCAAAAUUGUUAUAGAUAAUUCAGAAAGUGUGGAAAAUAAUAAACGGAGUGAUGAAAAGGAUGUCAAACCUCGUGAAAUACAAAUGUUGUCUAAUAGAAAAAUAUCAAUAGUUAAGGAAAACGACAGUAUAAUUGCAAGACCACCAAGUCCACCUAGAAAUAAACAAUCAUGUAUUUUAUACAUAACAAAUCUUGUCAGACCUUUCACCCUGGCUCAAUUGAGAAAUCUGCUUCAAAGGACUGGAAGAAUUGUAGAAGAAGGCUUUUGGAUAGAUAGGAUCAAAUCUAAAUGCUAUGUAAAAUAUGAAAACGAAGACCAAGCAGUUGAGACACGUCAUGCAUUACAUGGUGUCACUUGGCCUGUAUCUAAUCCAAAAACAUUGCAAGUAGAUUUCUCUACUGAUGAGGCAUUUGAAAUGGCCAAAACAAAUGAAGAAACAGACAAGGCACAAAUAUCAACAAUUCCAGGCACAGUGGAAGAUUGGCUUCGGGAACAAGAUAUGAAGAGAGAACGUGGAGAGGAUAAAUCAUUUGAGAGGAAAGCUGCAAUGAGAGAGUGGGACAUGGGAAAGAAUGACAAAGAUAAAGAUGGCAAGGAAAAAUUACGCCGACCUGAUGAUAGACCGAUGGAUAAAAGAAGACACCGAAGUAUUGAAAGAAGUCCUGAACCAGCAAGAAAAUUUAAAAAAAAGGAAGAAGAAGCACCUGCAAAGCUGUUGGAUGAUCUAUUCAGAAAGACUAAGACCACUCCGUGCAUAUAUUGGUUGCCCCUCUCAGCUGAAACAAUCGCAGUAAAGGAAGAGCAGCGUCGCCAACACAUGGCUGAACAUGAACGCCGCUUACAGGAGUUGCGUCGCACUCACCGCCGCCACUAGCAUGAAAGGCACGCUUGGAGGAAAUCCUAUGAUUUAAAUCGUCAUCGGAGUUACGCAGAUGCUUGAUCGUCAAGCGAGGAGAGACGUAGUCGGGACUCCGCAUGGGAUGUAUCUGAACGCCGCUGAACUGAUUCGCAGCAUUGAAGCUGGGUGUUCGGACACGGGAGUGCACAAAUGUCUUCAUGGCCGUGCAACUCGUUUACAAAAUUUUAUUACAUGUUCAUCGAGAGGUACAGAUUCAUCUCUCGUCUAUUUACUGGCAAAUAUAAUCCCAGACUUUCUACUGUGACAAUUUAACAGAUUUUGACUGAAGAUUUGAACAAUUUAUACCCGCAAUAUGAUCAAAAGGAAUACCAAUGGAAAUUUUGAAGAAGGAUGUCUAUAUUGAUGAAUUCCUUGAAAGGAUGGAUGAGCCUAUAUGAGAAGACUAUAACUGUAGAUAUGGAAUUUAGAAUUGGAUUUGGUAUUGGUGUAUGGAGUUACAUUUACAUCAACUACAAUAGACACUUAGCGUGACAUAAUUUUUGAUGUAUUAGAGUAAAAAUGUGGUUGAAUCCCUUGAGAAUUGUUUUUGUCAACAUAAUGAUAUUCCAUUGAUGUUAAUAAACAUUUUCCUAUUCUA
Messenger RNA from Diatraea saccharalis (sugarcane borer), 3087 nucleotides. Lineage: Eukaryota; Metazoa; Arthropoda; Insecta; Lepidoptera; Crambidae. The record is from the annotation of a GenBank genome assembly.